Lactuca saligna is the source of this 1182-nucleotide messenger RNA. The record is from the annotation of a GenBank genome assembly. NCBI's taxonomy places the organism in Eukaryota, Viridiplantae, Streptophyta, Magnoliopsida, Asterales, Asteraceae.
AUGGGAGUUGGGCAUGGACUAACCUUAAUAUCAGACCAAUACAAAGGAUUACUUGAGGCUGUGAAGGAAAGGGUCCCAACAACAGAGCAUAGACAAUGUGCUAGGCACAUAUGUGCUAACUUCAUGAAAAGGUUUAAGGGCCAACUGUUUAGAAAGCUUUUCUGUAAAACAUUUUUUCAGACUGAUAGGGCUUGUGAUGCAUAUGAAAAUGGUAUAUCUGAGAGUUUCAACUCUGUGAUUGGAGUUGCCAGGAAGAGACCACUAAUCACCAUGUUAAAAGAAAUUCGAAUUUAUAUGAUGGAGAGGCUUUAUAGACAGAAGAUUAAGGGGAAAUCUUGGGAUUUAACCAUAUGUCCUACCAUUAGGCUGAAGUUGUCCAAGCUUAAGGAUCUUCAAAGGACAUGUGUCUGCAGAACUUGGCAGUUAACAGGUUACCCUUGUGUGCAUGGGUAUGCUUGCAUUGCAAGCCUCAAUAGGGAUGUAGAGGAGUAUCUGUCACCAUGGUUUACCACAUUAACGUACCUAAACUGUUACUGGUAUACCAUUAACCCACUAAAUAGUAGUGACAUGUGGCCUCAUGUAGACUACAUCAGCCCAUUGCCCCCCAAAAGGAGAAGGCUACCAGGAAGACCAUCAACAAAAAGGAAAGGGAUUAGAAUGAGAGGGAAAACCAAUGAAAAAGCCAUUCAAUCACAAAAAGAGAAACCAAUUGGGGAAUCAUCAAAUGCAAGUUCAAAGAAAAAGAAAUCCAAGAAAGCUGUGAAGGUUGCAUUGGCACAUGAAGUUGAUAUUGAUAGUGACAGUGAAGUUGAAAUAGAACCUGAAAGUGAUGUUGACUAUUUUGAUCUUGAAUUUGAAGAUGAUGUGCAACUUGAAGUUGAAGAUGGAGUAGAACCUGAAGUCCAAGAUGGAGUGCAACAUGAAGUUCAAGAUGAAGUGCAAGUUGAAGUUGAACCUGAAAUUCAUCUUGAAGUUCAUGAUGCUAACCAAGUUGAAAUUCACCCUGCAGUUCAAACUGAAAUUGAACCUGAAGUGCAAGUUCAAGUUGAAUAUGCUAACCACAUUGUAGUCCAAGAUCAAGUGGAAAUACUAGCUUUUCAAGUUGUAGUGGGAAAGAGGGCAAGGAAACCUUCAGAAAGGAUUACAAAACUGAAGAUAAGAAAGAUGUGGGAGGGAAAAUAG